Molecule: messenger RNA, 4653 nt
Organism: Hypanus sabinus (Atlantic stingray)
Lineage: Eukaryota; Metazoa; Chordata; Chondrichthyes; Myliobatiformes; Dasyatidae
Gene: eif4ba
Product: eukaryotic translation initiation factor 4Ba
Exons: 15
Coding region: 26-1870 (614 amino acids)
Molecular function (GO): RNA binding
Source: RefSeq, a predicted model, not a curated record
GUCCUGUCAUUGGUCAUUCUCCAACAUGGCGGCUUCAGGGAAGAAAAAGCAGAAAAAGGGAAAAACCCUUACCUUAACUGACUUUCUGGCAGAAGAUGGAGGAGGAGGGAAUGCCCCAGUCUACAUUCACUCAAAGCCAGUAAGUUGGGCAGAUGAGACAGAUGACUUGGAUAAUGAAGUUUCCACUGCUUGGCCUGGUGUUGAUGAUGAUGUUUACAAGCCUGCCAUUAAUAGGGCAUUACUGCCAACAGCACCUCGAGCAGCUCGAGCACCAGACAUUGAUAUGAGCCGUAUUCCUAAGCAGCCACCAUACACAGCUUUUCUAGGCAACUUGCCUUACGAUGUAUCUGAAGAGUCCAUCCGCAAGUUCUUCCAUGGAAUGAAUAUCAGUGCUGUGCGUUUGCCGAGAGAGUCCACCAACCAGGAUAGACUGAAGGGAUUUGGUUAUGCUGAGUUUGAUGAUGUGGAAUCGCUGAUGAAUGCUUUGAGUCUCAACGAAGAGAUGUUGCAGAACCGAAGGAUCAGGGUGGAUAUUGCUGAUCAAGCUCAGGAAAAAGAAAGGGAAUCAGGUAGAGGAGGAGAUCGGGACAGAGUUCGUGAUGCAGAGAUGGAGUCUGACUGGAGGGCUCGGCCAGCAACUAGUAGCAAUGAUGACUAUCCAUCAAGAAGGAUGGAGGAUUCAUUUGGCGACAGAAUUAGGGACCGUUAUGACAUCCGUGAUCGGGAUGGUUCUCGGCGGGAUGGAGAUAGGUACAGGGAUGAUGGUUUCCGGGACCGUGGUUAUGAUAGAGGCAGCCGGCGUGUAUUUGGCAGCGGAUUCAGGAGAGACAAUUAUGACGACAGGCGGAGUGAUGAUUAUCGUGGUGGUGGUGGUGAUCGUUACACUGACCGCUACAAUGACCGUUACAGUGAUGGAUUUGACCGCUUUGACAGAAGAGAUGACAGGAGAGGUGAUUAUGGCUCAAGAGAUGAAAUGAAGCAGGAAGAUAGAGGACCUGUACAGAGGCCUAAAUUGAACCUGAAACCUCGCAGCAUUCCAAAAGAAGAGGUUGUACGUGCUCCCCCUGCAGCAUCAUCUGGAAGAUCAGCGUCCAUUUUUGGUGCUGCCAAGCCAGUGGAUACAACAGCUAAAGAACGUGAGGUUGAAGAGAGAUUGAAGAAAGAGCAAGAAAAAUAUCAGAGGCAAAUAGAUGAUCAAGAAAGAGGGAUUAAAGGGGUUAAACAGCCACGAGAAAGACAUCCAAGCUGGCGCAAUGAAGAUCAGGUGGAGCGUUCAAGGACUACCAGCGACUCUUCACAGCCAACUGAUACAAGUGCCCCUGCAGGUCGAGCUACAGUCAGAAGAGAGAGUGAAAAAUCAUUGGAUAAUGAAGUGUUCAGCAAAGAAGAGGAGCCGCACUCACCAGUGUCCAAAACUUGUAAACCAGACCAGCUUCGACUUAAGGUUGUACCUGCCCCUCCACCUAAAGAAAAUGCCUGGACAAAGCGAAGUAGUAACCAGAACACUGAGACAGAGGCCACAAUGCCCCUUUCACCAAAUAGUGUGUCAUCGAGUAAAUCACUCAGGUCACCAAGUGGCAAAGCUGGACCAGUUCCACCAACAGAUGAUAAAGCAGAAUAUGAAAUAAAAGACAAAACUUCACCCAAAGAACGCAGCGGAGCCAACAGUGCUAUGAGCCGGGGACAGAAUGAUAGCAUAAACAAGGAAAGAAGGAAGGAAUCAGAAAGGAAAGACAAAAAGGGCCGUGAUUCAAAACCUAUAACUGAGCCAAAGAAAUACGAGGAGUUGCCCACUCCUAAAUUCAGCUCGGCUAGCAAAUAUGCUGCUUUGAUGAUUGAUGCUGAUGAAGAAGGAGACAGUACAGACUAAAGUUCUGUUUGAGGAAAACGCAUCCACUUUCCCUUUUCGGAGAACUGAAAGAAUGAACUUCAAUUAAAAUGUGACUGUCAACAACCCAUAUGGCUUACAUCUCCCGGAACUUUUUCUUGCAUGCUGCUGCAGCCAUUGAAUAUGAAACCUAUGGAGAUUUCAUCUACCACUUAAUAUGUUGGCCUCUGGCUUUUGAGAAAACAUUGUGUGCAGUAGUUAGAAUGGUAUUUUACAUUUGGAUGUCCCUCUUUUUUUAAAAAAGAAAAACCUAGUAAGGAGGUAAGGUUUGGCUAAAAGUGAAUAAUGGAAAUAGUGGUUCAUAGAGGAAAAGAAAUUGUAAUUGAUGAUGCACUUUCUAAAAUAAAAUUGGCUAGUGUGAUUGGUACAAACAGUUGUCACAAUUUCGGUGCCCCUUCCAAGAUGUCAGAUGAUAUUUUAAAAUAAAUUGGGAUUUGGGUCAUAAUCAAGUAAUUAAUAAUGGUGCGGUAACAGUUUUCCUGUUACCCCACCAUAAUCAAAUUGGUCAACCUGCUACUGGGACUAAUCAUGAAAUUCUACAGCAGUCUGUUGAUAUUACUAAACCCAGCAUUAUUUUUUUCUCCCCAUAAAUUUGAGAGUAUUAUGCUGUUGCUGUACAGCUGAUUUGCUGGUAUUUCAGGUGAGAGUUAUUGGGGCCAAAUUUGCUGAUACAUCCAUCUAUGAACAAAUGUGUAUGGGAAUUAGUGGCCAAUAGAUGUGCUUUGUUUGAGAAUGUAUCUUAAAAGUAAAAACACACUUAGUGUAAACUUGUUUGCACAGCAUACACAUAUAUUGCCACAAGAAAAUGGCUCAUCUCCUUCACACAGGUUAAGAUCUAGAUCUUAUUGAUGUCUGAUAUCACAGACAAGUUUAAACAUUUUCAUCUGUUCUAUUUUAUAAUUUUUUUUGAAAUUCUUUCCAGUAAAUAUUGGAAACUGCCAACUCCAGGCUUAUUCAGUUGUGGCAUUGUUUUGAUUGUGCAUAAAUACUGACAUACAAACAGAUUUCCAAACAAUGGAGAGCAAUUUGCACCAAUCAAAGUGAAGUUUUCUACUGGAAAGUGAAUUAAAAUUACUGCAUGUCAGAUAUUUGAACAUACUGGAUCAGGUUUUUUUUUGUUUUCACUAUCAUGAACAGGUUAUAUAUACAAGGGUCUCUGAUAUUUGUAAGACUGCCAUAAAGAAUUGUUUUGACAUGCAUAUGCAUGAUCCUAGAAAACUGCAGAUUAUACUGGUACAGUUUCUAGAGUCUUGGAGUAUCAUUGGAUGAGUACUUUUAAUUAAUUAAUUCAAGUUUCCAUUCCAGUAACCUUGAGAAAUCCCAACUUACCUCCCUGUCAAAUUUCAAGUUCACUAGAUGUUGCUCAUUAUUACAUGUCACGGGUUGUAAAAGCAAGGGCAGAUGCUUUAUCAAAGUGAACAUUGUAAAGAUAGCUGAACACUGUCUAAACUGCUGUGCUUGAACUAACUGCAACACAGUUCACAAAACAGUGUCCCUUCACAAGUUAACACCAGAAGCAUGUUGACCUUUUUACUAAAAGCUACCUUAGAAAACCUAGGAAUGUAAUAAAUAUGUUGCAUUUUUGGCUACUCAGUCUGGUUUACAACCAAUCCCAGUUCAUGAAGGUUACAGCUUUUUUUGUGCUUGACAGCAUAUUCGAGUGGAGCUGAAAGAGCUGAAAUUUUUUUACAGUUCAUUGGUACAAUGCAAACAUUUUAACAGUUGCAUUCUUAUUUUUUGGGUGAUCAGGUUUAGUUCUCAAAGGCAUUUAUAUUGAAAAGUUUGCUUGAACAAUUGGCUUUUGUGUUCUAACAAUUGAUAGUUCUGAAAAUAAUAAGACAUAAAGAUCAAAGAUUGGGUCCUAAUUAAAUUCUCUUCAGUCACAUUGAAUCUGGAUACUGUUGGGAAUAUUGAUAUUAAGACUUUUGCUUUUCACUACGAAUCUUGCAUGAUCUUUUAUUUGUUUAGUGCUGCAGCAAAGGGACUGUGUAUUUAAAUGUGCAUCACUGAGUCUGUAAACAAGACCUUUUGAUGAAAAGCAAGUGCAAAAUGUGACUGCGAUUUAAAAAAAAUAAGAAAAAAAAAUUAAAAAACAGCAUUUCCUACUUUUAAUUUAUUUGCUCAGAAUUAAAAUGAUCUUCAAUGCACUAUGCUGAUUUGCCUAGUCACUAGCAGUCCAAACUGGAUUUCAAAACAAUUCAAUCAAGCCCCCUUGAUCCUUUUAACCCUUUCCAGCAGUAGCAGACUGUGUUUUACUCUUUACCAGCUUGAGUGAUUUUAUGCUGCGAUGGUUUGUAUGGAUAAUAAAGCAGUUUCAUUCGACAGAAAUAAAUUUGAUGCGUUCAUAGUAUCAUCUGAAGAAUUGUGAUGGACAAAAAUUGGACAUAUUUGUGUUUAUUAAAAUUGCCUGAAAGAAAUCAAAUUUAGAAUUCUGGGGUUCAAGGUAAAUAAUACUACAGUCUGUGUUUUAAGAGAAAUUCAGCUUUAAACACAGGUAUUUAUUGGUGAUUCUCAGAAAUGAGUUUUUUUCUCUCUCAAUUCCUUUCCACCCCACUGCCAUGACUACCACUACCCCGAUAUAGAAAAAAAAUAAUGAAUUAGUUUACACAUUACACACUGAGAGGACUUAUGUAAAAUUUGUAUAAUACCUUCUAUUAAAAAAGAUUUGUACUCUAUAGUCUGCUUUCCAGGAGAUGUCUUUUAUUAUCAUGUAUAAUGCCCCAUCCGUUUUCCUUCAAAAUAAACUAAUCUUUGGAAUACCUUCA